Lineus longissimus is the source of this 1502-nucleotide messenger RNA. Its product is annotated as dol-P-Man:Man(5)GlcNAc(2)-PP-Dol alpha-1,3-mannosyltransferase-like. The transcript is spliced from 9 exons. The record is from RefSeq and is a predicted model, not a curated record. NCBI's taxonomy places the organism in Eukaryota, Metazoa, Nemertea, Pilidiophora, Heteronemertea, Lineidae. Gene Ontology annotation, molecular function: dol-P-Man:Man(5)GlcNAc(2)-PP-Dol alpha-1,3-mannosyltransferase activity. Gene Ontology annotation, cellular component: endoplasmic reticulum. The coding region runs from base 220 to 1290 and encodes 356 amino acids.
UUUUAGUUAUGUUGGCCUUUUACCCUGAAGGACUUCUCACCUUUUUAGUUUCUUGAAAUGUCUCGCUAUGGCGCCACUAUGUCACCACUGUGUUCUUUUGGUGAAAAUCCCUUGUAAAUCAGUGUCUGUAAUAGCCGUGCUGAAUAAUUGCAAUCGCACCACUCAACUGCUCAGAGCCAAAAACUAAAUAUAGAUACGGAGAUUGACUGGGUUGCUUACAUGCAAGAAGUGGAAGGUGUGGUGAAUGGAACGUUCGAUUAUACAGAGCUCAAGGGUGACACUGGACCUCUUGUGUAUCCUGCUGGAUUUGUGUACAUCUUCAUGGUGCUAUACUACCUGACCAAUCAUGGGGCCAACAUCCGGGUCGCUCAGUACGUCUUUGCUCUUCUCUAUCUUCUCACCCUGGUCCUUGUGUUCAAUAUCUACAGGAAAGCAAGAAAGGUUCCACCCUAUGUGUUUUUCUUCAUGUGCUGCGCAUCUUACCGCAUCCACUCCAUUUACAUUCUCCGACUAUUCAAUGAUCCAGUGGCCAUGAUAUUCCUUUAUGCAGCCAUCAACUUGAUGAUAAGCAACCAGUGGGCAUGGGCAUGUAUACUGUACAGUGUUGGUGUGUCGAUCAAGAUGAAUGUGCUCCUCUUUGCCCCUGCCCUCCUCAUGUUACUGAUCUUAGCUAAAGGAAUGCGUGGAACCAUAUCACAUCUUAGUCUCUGUGCUUCUGUUCAGGUCUUAUUAGGACUUCCAUUUUUGUUGAAAAACCCCGUUGGCUACAUCCAGCGAGCGUUUGACCUGGGGCGACAGUUCACCUUCAAAUGGACAGUCAACUGGCGGUUCCUUCCAUUGGACAUUUUCCUUAAUCGUCAUUUCCAUGCUGGAUUGUUAGCACUUCACUUAGUCGUGCUCGUCUACUUUUUUUGGUGUAAAUGGAGCAUUUUGUACGGUGGACCACGGCGACUUCUCAGCUGGCAGCCUGUGAUGAAAAUACUAGAUGUCAAUGAUAUUUUACUGCCCCUUUUUACUGCCAAUUUCAUUGGUGUGGUGUUCAGCCGCUCACUUCACUUCCAGUUUUAUGUAUGGUAUUUUCAUACACUGCCGUAUCUGUUAUGGUCAACGAAUCUGCCGGUGGUGGCGCGGCUUCUAAUCCUUGGUGUGAUCGAGCUGUGUUGGAACACGUACCCUUCAACUGUCUACAGCAGUGGUGCUUUACAUGUUUGUCAUUUGGUUAUCAUGGUCGGCCUUGUCUUUUUCCCUGGCCCGAAGAGCUCUGAAAAGGAGGACGAAAAGGAGGAUUAGUGUGCAGCUUUAUUGGCAUGGACUGGUGUUUUUGUCUUCAAAAAGCAAAAGAUGGAUUUUGGAGGCUCUACUUGUUCAUGAGCCAGACGUUACGACAGAAGUAGAUCGCUGGCUAGAUACUUAUGACAUAAGUCUUCAUGCCGAGUUGUAUGUGAUUAUCAGUGUGGUGAAUUGUCCAUGUAUUGUUUACAUAUUUGAGUGAAUGAAAAAUA